UCAAGCACUCAGACCGAGAGCAGGGGCGGGCUGAAGUCUGCGCCACCUGUUCGCCAUCUUGGGUCUGGUCCAGAUGUUCCGUACUGCCCAGACGGCCCGGGAGGUUCUGCACAUGGCCGCGUGAGGAACCACGCACGAUGAGGACCCUGGUGCCCCGGAAUCUGGAGAUGGAGCGGGAGCAGGUAUCAUUUGAGGAUGUAGCCAUGGACUUCACCCGGGAAGAGUGGCAGGACCUGGAUGCUGCCCAGAGGACCCUCUACAGGGACGUGAUGCUGGAGACCUACAGCAGCCUGGUGUCCUUGGGGCACUGUCUGAACAAACCUGAGUUGAUCUUCAAGCUGGAGCAAGGACUUGGGCCAUGUACCGCAGCGGAAGCCUCGGACAGGAGCCUCCCAGAUCUUCCUAUAUUGACUACCCAGAAUGUGACCAGCCAGGAAAAUCAUAAGGUGCAUUUGUGGGAAGUUGAAACCUUCCAAACCAAGGCAUCAAGUGAGAAGAUUGCAGAGCUAAAGAAGCAACAGAAGACCCAUCCAGGGUCAAAGUCCUGUGGAACUGAAGCGUAUAGGAAGACAUUUUGCCAGAAAUCACAGGGCACCGGGAAUCAAACGUCUCAGACUCGUAGGAAAAUCAUCCGUUAUGUGUCAACUCUCAGUGAAGCUCAGGGGCUUCGUAAGAGUGGGGAAGGCACGGAAGCUUCCUUCCAGAGCCCACAUGCUACCGUAUGUCAGGAAACGCCUACGGAUGUACAGCGUUGUGAACGUACGGACUGCAGAGAGGCUUCCAUCUGCAGCUCAGAACAUCAGAGAAUUCAUACAAGCAAGAAGCCCUAUGAAUGUACAGCAUGUGGGAAGGCUUUCUCCCUCAAGUCAUACCUCACCCAACAUCAGAAAAUCCACAUAGGCAAGAAGGCCUUUGCGUGUUCAGAGUGUGGGAGGGCCUUCUACACUAAGGGGAAACUUACUCUGCAUCAGAUAAUCCAUACAGGGGAGAAACCUUACGAGUGUACAAGAUGUGGGAAGGCUUUCUCCCUCAAGACGUACCUCACUCAACAUCAGAAAAUCCACACAGGCAAGAAGCCUUAUGAGUGUAAAGAGUGCGGGAGAGCCUUCUACCGAUUAACACACCUCACGUUACAUCAGCGAACUCAUACGGGUGAGAAGCCCUAUGCUUGUACAAAAUGCCAGAAAGCUUUCUACUGCCAGUCCCAGCUUAAGCUACAUCAGCGAACUCAUACGGGUGAGAAGCCUUUUAAGUGCAUGGAGUGUGGAAGACCUUUCUACUAUAAGUCACACCUAACUCGACACCAGAGAAUUCACAGCAAUGAGAAGAAGCCCUUUGAAUGUGCGGAAUGUGAGAAAGCCUUCUACUGCAAGUCGGACCUCACUGCACAUCAGAGGUCUCACACGGGCGAGAAGCCCUAUGCAUGCAUGGAGUGCAGGAAAUCAUUCCACCAGAAGUCCACACUCCUCCUACAUCAGAGGACUCACGUGGGCGAGAAGUCGUACGCGUGCUCAGACUGUGGCAAGGUUUUCUACUGCAAGUCACAUCUCACUCUGCAUCAGACCAUACAUACAGAUACACGCCCCUAUGUGUGUACAGAGUGUGGCAAAUAUUUCUACUAUAAGUCACUACUCAUUGUACAUGGACGAACUCACACAGGCGAUAAGCCCUAUGAAUGUGGAGAAUGUGGGAAAGCCUUCUCCCGCAAGCCACACCUCACUCGACACCAAAGUACUCACACAGGUAAGAGCGAUUUGAAUGCAAAUCAGGUGGGAACGCUUUCUGCUGUCAGUCACACCAGGGAGCACACGCGUGUGGCAGGCGUUCUGAAGGAAAAGAAUGCAGGAUAGCUUUCUACUUCGCGUCACAGUGACAGUGGGCGGCUCAGAUGAGGAGCCCCGAGGAGGGAAGGAGGGAACUUUAUCCCGCGAGUCACAGCGAAGAAUAAAUGGGAAUGACCACCGUGUAGAGUGAAGCUCAGCGUUCUCUACGUCGCCGCUCAGGCGCAUUAGCGCUCUCACGCAGACAAGAAGCUUUACCCGUGCGGAGUGGACAAAGUCAUUCCCCAGUCGUACCUGCCCCAGCACAAGAGGCCACAUGGAUGAGAAUGUAAGGAGUAUUGGCAUUUUUUUAAAUCAUUUAUUGAAAACUGAAACUUGGGGAUAAAUAUUAAGGAAUAAACGUGAGAAAUUCAGCCGGGCGGUGGUGGCGCACGCCUUUAAUCCUAGCACUCGGGAGGCAGAGACAGGCGGAUCUUUGUGAGUUCGA
Messenger RNA from Chionomys nivalis (European snow vole), 2268 nucleotides. RefSeq names its product zinc finger protein 25-like. Gene Ontology annotation, molecular function: DNA-binding transcription factor activity, RNA polymerase II-specific; RNA polymerase II cis-regulatory region sequence-specific DNA binding. The coding region runs from base 138 to 1850 and encodes 570 amino acids. NCBI's taxonomy places the organism in Eukaryota, Metazoa, Chordata, Mammalia, Rodentia, Cricetidae. The transcript has 5 exons. The record is from RefSeq and is a predicted model, not a curated record. Gene Ontology annotation, biological process: regulation of transcription by RNA polymerase II.